UUGGAAGACCUCAUCUACUUUGUGUUGGAUAUUCUUCUGUUUCACGGCGAACUGAACGCCUACGACGAACUCAAUAUUGACGGCAUUUAUGUCGACAUUGAGAGUUUGUUGAUGGCCUAUCACCGCGAUGCCUCCCCCGCGGAUGGCCACACCGUGCUUAUUGUGGGAAAAUCGUGUGUGUCUUUUCCGUGGGAGUCCAUGCCGUGCUUGCGGAACCGGUCUGUCUCCCGAAUGCAGUCGUUGCACGUGCUCGAGGAGCAGCUCCAACAUCCGUUGAUGGUCUCCAGGGAAAAAUGUGGAUACGUUCUCAACCCUGGGGGCGAUUUGAACCGCACGGAGGACAAUUUCAGCGGCUUGUUUGAGGAAAUCGGGGACGGAAUUGUGGGCAGAAGGCCCAGCGAGGCGGAAUUCUCACAUCUUUUGGCGAAGGCUGAUGUUUUCUUGUACUUGGGUCAUGGCUCGGGGGACCAGUAUAUCUCGUCCCAGACGCUCAAGAGGCAGCCCAGAAUCGCCCCCAGCCUUCUUAUCGGAUGCUCCUCCGGUGCGUUAACCACCGCGUCGUUGUUAGAGCCCCAUGGCACUGUUUACAACUACCUCGCCGGAGGCUGUCCUAUGGUGUUAGUGAAUUUGUGGGAUGUCACAGACAAAGAUAUCGACACGUUUAGUCUCUCGCUUUUUGAAAAGUGGGGGCUUGUCCGGGGAUCUCAUCCGGUCAGGGCCAACAUCUGUGAAGCGGUCUGCCAAAGCCGAGACGUGUGCAAGUUGAGGUUCCUCAACGGUGCCGCCCCAAUUGUUUACGGGUUGCCGUUG
This is a messenger RNA of Babjeviella inositovora NRRL Y-12698, 810 nucleotides long. It is a transcript of the gene ESP1, whose product is annotated as separase. Gene Ontology annotation, molecular function: cysteine-type endopeptidase activity. NCBI's taxonomy places the organism in Eukaryota, Fungi, Ascomycota, Pichiomycetes, Serinales. The transcript has a single exon. The record is from RefSeq and is a predicted model, not a curated record. Gene Ontology annotation, biological process: proteolysis; meiotic chromosome separation. The annotation marks the transcript as partial. Gene Ontology annotation, cellular component: nucleus; mitotic spindle; cytoplasm.